CAACAUGUCAGGUUGCUCGGUUAGCUAGCAAGCUAGCUUCCCUUAGCUAACCAAAUGAUGUGGCAAGUAGAAAAUCCCGGUUUGGUGUAUGCCAGCGACAAAACGACUGUGGCUUUAGCUAGAUUAAUCAACGAUGUUAGAAAUACUUAAUGCAUACCCGGAGACAGACGACAGGAAACGCCCACCUGCCAUGGCAGUUGGAGUCAGCGUCCUGAGUGACCUACCCAUGACUGGAGUCCGAGGUGGAGAGAUCAACACAGAUAUGGAGACAGCCAAUGCAAGGGUCCCCACGGCAAAAUACACCAAGAUGGGGGAGACCCUCAGGCAUGUCAUCCCUGGUCACAUGCAGUGCUCCAUGGCCUGUGGAGGGAAGGCCUGCAAAUAUGAAAAUCCCUCUCGAUGGAGUAACGAGGAGCAAGCAAUCAAAGGACUCUACUCAUCCUGGAUAACCGACAACUUGCUAGCUAUGGCAAGGCCUUCUACUGAAAUCGUAGAGAAAUAUAAUAUAAUUGAACAGUUUCAAAGGUGUGGUUUGAAGACGGUUAUUAACCUGCAGCGGCCUGGAGAACACGCCAGCUGUGGUAACCCACUUGAGCAGGAGAGUGGCUUCACCUAUCGACCAGAAACCUUCAUGGAGGCAGGCAUCUAUUACUACAAUUUUGGCUGGAAGGACUAUGGUGUUGCAUCUCUGACUACAAUCCUUGACAUGGUGAAAGUCAUGUCAUUUGCAGUCCAAGAAGGAAAAAUGGCCGUCCACUGCCAUGCGGGUCUUGGAAGAACAGGCGUGUUGUUGGCCUGUUACUUGGUCUUCACAUCCAGGAUGAGUGCUGACCAGGCAAUCCUUUUUAUACGAGCCAAGAGACCCAACUCCAUCCAGACCAGAGGCCAGCUGCUCUGUGUCAGGGAGUUUGCCCAAUUCCUUACUCCUCUUCGAAGUGUCUUCUCCUGUGCGGAGCCUAGAGCGAAUGCGGUCACCCUGUCUCAGUACCUCGCUCGACAGCGCCACCUGCUGCAUGGCUAUGAGGCUCGGCAGAUGAAGAAUGUCCCAAAAAUUGUACAGCUAGUGUGCAGGCUCCUCCUUGACAUUGCAGCCAACAGACAAGUGGUGAUUGAGCAGGAAUGGCCAGAGAUGCCCGACCUCACAGCAGAGGUGGAGAAGACCGUCUCCCAACAGGCCCUUCAGCAACUAGGGAAGGAGAUGCGAGGGAAGGGGAUUCCUGUUCCUCCUUGUUUAUCUAACCCACUAAUCUCCGCUGCUCUGCAAACCACAACCUCUCAUGAUCAGCCUGUGACCAGUGAUAAUGACCUGGACCCUCUGUGGAGGAAGCAGAACAUAAAAAGCCCUCAGAAAUGUCUCUUCAACAGUAGGAGACUCAGCUACAGUGACCCUGUCCUUCAUAAACAUACACCACAGCAGCACUAUUCAGGAAAUCUGGGGAACAUCAAUCCAUUUAACUACCUGAUGAAACAGUCCUUGUCUCACACCAGCCUUGCAGCCUCAAAACCCAACAGACUGUGUGACCUUUCUCUUGGAUCUCUCCAGGACCCAAAUAUAGAAGCACAGCAAGACACUUGGUCUCCCUUGUUAAAAAAACAGCCACAUAAAAUGAUUCAGAGUUUGUCUUUAGAUCUGUCAGAGCAAGGGAAAAAAUCCCACUAUGACGCCGCACUACCAGCCUUAACCAACAGCAGACGUGCAACUAGUGAUGAGCAGCCAGACGUGGUUGUGACAGUGGGUGGGUCAGAGAGAGGGAAUGUCACAGGUCCUUUCAUCACCCCCCAGGUUGAGCUCCCUCCAGAGAGCAGACGCAUGCUGGUGGCCAAAGUUCUGGCCACGGAUGUGACAGACAAAGAUCUGACCUCUAAGGUGUUACAGUGGCAGAUGGAGCUGAACUCCAGAGAGGGAGCAUGGGAGAGGUUGUGCAUGGAGAGAGACCCUCUGGUCCUCUCCAGUCUGAUGUGGUCGUGGCUGGAGCAGCUCAGGGAUCCAGUCAUAAGCAGUGAGGAUAUAAAAGCUCUGAGUGGGAAGGAUGUAAACCCACAGAAUGCCCUCGAUUCACUGGAGAAGGGUCACCGACUCACUCUGCUGUGUAUUCUCGAUUGUGCUGCUCAUCUCCUGCCAAUGCCUGAAGACAUGGAAACUUGUUUUCUCAACCGUACAAUAACAGUAUUUACUAAGCUUGACCCUGCUUCAGAGAAGAAUGAGUGUUUAUACACAACGCUGAAAGCAAUCCUGACUCCCAUUCUUCACGAGCUGCGUGACAAAGCUGUGGAACUGAAUGAAGACAUCUGAUCAAGCCUUAAUUAGUCUAACUAGAGAACGAAUGACUGAUUUUUCGGGCAUUAUUGAAUUUUUUUUAUAUCCAAUCUUUGCAUCAGAGUCUGCAGAGGUCUGCCAAUCUUUUGUCAUUCAGGAUUGAAAAUGUGUAGUAGGUUUAGGAUUGUGUUGUUGUUUGAAGCACUUAACGGAGUCAAGCACUGCCAAUCUGUGUUAAUGUGCCACUGUGCUCAGUUUGUCAUGUGUCCUACUGUAAUAUUUGUGUACAGUAUGUGUUAUUCUGUAGACAAUGACUGAGGAAUAUUCCAAUGAUGUCCAUGUUACUUAAAAAUGUCACCCGGCUUGUUACUCAGGUAGGUUAAACUAGCUUCUGUAGGUUAAACUAGCUUCUGAGCAAGUUCAACCUGCUUUGACGACAGGCUGUGAGGUUGCUUUGUUCUUGUAGAAUGUACUAAGCUGUAAGCUGUGGUUAUUGUUAUAGCACUGCAAACAACUGGCCACACUGCAUUUUCUCUCCCAAUCAAUUAUGUCCGUAAUACUGUGCACCGGGGAAAAAAAACUUUCACUGAAGUCUUCUGUUGUACAGGCAUAUGUCAAACAUCAAGCUGCCUCCACUGUUACAUGUUAGCAAAAUGUCUGCCUCAGCUAAACUGAUCUAUGCCUGGAUUCUGCUGCUGCUCUGUGUGUGUGUGUUACAUGUAUAUAUCUUUGUAAGGCCCAAAAAAAGUUAUAAACCACAGGAAGUGAGGACAGUUUCCUGGUCCUCAUGUUCUGUCACACCUUAAAUGGGCUUUUUUGGUUUUAGGGUUACAAUUAGGUUUCAGUUAAGGGUGAGUCAUUUAGUUGUGAUGGUUAAGUUUAAGGUAAAGGGCUUGCGAAGGUAUUACAUCUAUUAGUGAGUGUCCUCAGAAUGCUGUGUGUGUGUUUUGAGGGCUGCCUCUCAUCUCAUUCAUGACACUAAUGUAACUUCAGAUCUGCUGACACACACUGAAUAUGGAACAGUAAUGAUAAUAAUAACAUGAAGGGUGUGAAGUUACUGUGCAGAAUUUUCAACAAGCACCAUUUUUUCACAAUUACAGUGGCCUACUUCUUACACAAUUAAACACAACUGACUGCAAGCUGCGUGAGUCUGUGAACUAAAUCUAUCAAUAGUUCAUCUUGGAAAGAAGAACGUUCAGUGAGAGAAACAGGUGUUAUCCUCCAUUUAAUAAUUAAUUUCACUCACCCACCCUCAGGCGCCCCCUGGUGGUAGAAGCAAGUAAAACAAAGCUGUUGGGGAAUCAAAACAUGAAGAAAAAACACUUUCUAUACUUGCAAGAAUUAUUAUAUUGUUGCAAAUCAUUGUGUGUGAGUCUCUUUGCUAUGCAACACACAAACACAAUGCUCCAUACAGACCUUUGAACACUUUUCAAGAACUGCACUAGUACACCUUCAUAAUAAAAAAAUAAAUAAAUUAAAACCAA
Messenger RNA from Solea solea (common sole), 3741 nucleotides. RefSeq names its product protein tyrosine phosphatase domain containing 1a (gene ptpdc1a). Gene Ontology annotation, biological process: protein dephosphorylation; cilium assembly. Gene Ontology annotation, molecular function: protein tyrosine/serine/threonine phosphatase activity. NCBI's taxonomy places the organism in Eukaryota, Metazoa, Chordata, Actinopteri, Pleuronectiformes, Soleidae. The transcript is spliced from 10 exons. The coding region runs from base 134 to 2293 and encodes 719 amino acids. The record is from RefSeq and is a predicted model, not a curated record.